AUGUCCAACAGUUCUAUAUCUGUCAGGAACGAUGCCGUCUGUGGUCACUUUUAUGGGUUUGAUGAUGAUAACAAGAGAUGUCUUCGUGAGAAUACUUGCUGCGCGUGCGCUGAUACGAGGUCACCUGAAAUGGGGUUUGCUAUGGAGGAGGGGGUUCGGCAGACAACAUAUUACCUCAGAUGGGGUCUAGAUCUUACUGUAAUAGAUGUCAUGAUUAUUGGACGGAGCGCCGACUAG
Messenger RNA from Morchella importuna, 237 nucleotides. RefSeq lists its product as uncharacterized. The transcript has 3 exons. The record is from RefSeq and is a predicted model, not a curated record. The coding region runs from base 1 to 237 and encodes 78 amino acids. Lineage: Eukaryota; Fungi; Ascomycota; Pezizomycetes; Pezizales; Morchellaceae.